AUGGCUUCGCCGUCCGACUUGCCCCAGAUGUGGGAAAAACCCACCUACGGCUCCCUUGUCGAUGCCCUCGCUGGCCUGGAGCUCGCACCGCCGGUAUGGAGCCAUGAUCGUCGCCGCGACGAGAUCAUCGCCGAGCAGGAGUCGCUCGCCACUCAACUCAAGGCCGAAGCCUCGCGGUACCUAUCUUCCAUCAUCAAGAGCCCCCUGGACUGGCUCGCCGACGACGACGAGCGAGAGCACGUCUGGGAGCUGGCCAGCCGGCGCAUGUCGGAGCGCUGUGGCCGCUCAGCGAUGGGAGACAUCACUCGCCGCUGGCCGUUCUCCCCUCGGAGUGACGCCGACGCACUCGGCAGCGAGGCCUCGUCUUCAAACCCGACCGCCCUGAUGGCCUCGUACGAACCCUUUGAGCUCAUCAUCCGCGAGCCUGCGCUCACUGGAGACUCCCUCGGGUUCAAGACGUGGGGCUCCUCGUACGUCCUCGCGCAGCACCUGCCUCGUCUCGGUGCCACGUCCCUCUUCAAGUUCUUCGACGAGUCUCUCGGCCACUCACCGCCGUCGGUUGUGGAACUCGGUUCUGGGACAGGCCUGCUUGGCCUCGCUGCCGCCGCAUUGUGGAAGGUUCCCGUCGCGUUGAGUGACCUGCCAAACAUUGUGCCAAACUUGAAGCACAAUGCGGAAGCCAACUCGGCAUUGGUGGAAGCCAGGGGAGGUUCUUUGACGGUCGGCCCGCUGACGUGGGGAGGCGACGAAGAUGAGAUCGAUCAGGAGCUUUUCGGAACUCCCUUUCAGUUCAAGAUCGUCCUUGCCGCUGAUCCCCUGUACGACGAUGAGCACCCCGCGCUGCUUGCGUCCGCCAUCGGACAGCACCUCGCGUUGGGCCCAGAGUCCCGCGCCGUCGUCAUGGUGCCGCAGCGGGACGCCACGACUGUGCGCCUGCUUGCCGCCUUCAAGCAGGCCAUGCUUGACCUUGAAGCGCCGCUGGCCUGCGACGAGGAGGAUUUCCUGGCGGGUGAGGACGACUGGGAGGGUGCUGAGGAGGGCGGCGGUGUCCAGCCCCGAGAGGAGCGUCGUUCCCAGCAGUCCAAGUCGGCUACUGUUUUCGCGUCCGCGUCCGCACUGGCCGAGUCCCAGACGGGAGCGACCAUGGUUGGAUCCGCUACGUACACGGAUGCCGAGAUUGCUUGGAUCCUGGACCAGGCCCUCGCGGGAACAAAAUCUGCCGAUAUCCAGAAUGGCUUCCGACGGUUUGGCCGGGGCCUCAGCGCGAGCCAGCUUCGCUACGUCAAAGGCAAAUAUGGCCGUGACCCGAGAUUCAAGUAA
Molecule: messenger RNA, 1320 nt
Organism: Purpureocillium lilacinum
Lineage: Eukaryota; Fungi; Ascomycota; Sordariomycetes; Hypocreales; Ophiocordycipitaceae
Source: RefSeq, a predicted model, not a curated record